CCAAGCUGACUCUUACCCUACCACUAGUGACCAGUCCACGUACGCCGGAUCCCGAGAAACCAGCGAAGAAGAACCCACCGUACGGCGUAACGCACUACUACCGUCCCAAAGCUAUGUCUGGAUCGAAAAUACGGGCAAAACGACGACGGGGAACAAUGAAUCGCUCCGAAAGCAGAGUGAAGAAACAACGGGUAGGUCAGGAACCUCAGCAGCCGGUGGAAACACGGAAUGAUGAUGACGACUUCGUCACCCCACCAACAAGACUCAACCCAAGGCUUGAGCCCGACAUAUUGAGGAAUGAACCAGAGUAUGAGUUAAAUGAAGAAGAGCAAACAAAGUACCCGAGCAUGAUUACCCGUGUAACUGGGAAGCCACUUGUGGAUGCACUGAAUGCAUUGAAUGCAAGACAGCGCCAAGCAGUUACAUCGAUUGGGUUCCAGCAAAUCCUGCACUUGAAAAUUAUUGAGACACCCAAGAGGUUGGGGAAUUGGUUGCUACAAAAUUUUGACGCAUCGACGAGGACGCUGCGAUUAGAGGAUAACAAAACAAUCACAAUUGGGGAGGAUGAGGUUGAAGCUGUGUUCGGGCUACCACGCGGAGGAGUUGAAGUAACGAAUCGGAAACCGAACGAACUUACUAAAACUCUACUAGAGUGGAGGGGUUUCUAUCUCACAGCUAGGCACAACAUCACCCCAGCAAAAGUCUCAUCAAUGUUGGAUGAAUUCCCAGAAGGGUGUGAUUGGUUCAAGCGGCAUUUCACCGUUUUGUUGGUAAGCACAAUUAUAAGAUCAAUGCAAAAUGGGUAUUGCCACCAGCUUUUCAUCGACGACCUAGAUGAUGUUACCCAAAUAUCCAAUCUCAACUGGUGCAAGUAUCUAUUGAUCAACCUCGUUGAAACCCACGAGAAAUGGAUGACAAAGAAGCACAAGAGAUUCAGUGGCCCACUGUUAUUCCUGACGGUGCUGUAUAUGGAUCGUGUGAAGUUUGUUGGCAACGCAGUACCCCGUCAAAGACCAGCCAUCAAAGGAUGGACAUGUAGACACAUGAGAGAUCGGGAAUUUAAAGAGAUACGACUAGGGGGGUUCGGCCAUGGAGAGUUAUUACCCGCUGAUCUGGAAGGUGAAGAGAGAGUAGAUGAUGAUCCACCAGAAGAUGCUGCAAAUUCUCACCAAAUAAGUGGGGGGGAAAAGCCAUUUGAAGAACGACUCACGCAGGUGAUGAUGGACUUGAAGAAGACUGUGGAGGACAUAGAGCAUCUAAUUAAGGAGGCUGAUGAUGUGACGGUGAAGGAAGAAAUAUUCAGACAAUUCCAAGACAGGACGCAAACCCUAACGAAAAUGCAGGGAAGUCAUGGGACCGCCGAGGUGAAUUUGACACCACCCACUGAACCGGGUGACACGCAGUGUUCGGAUGAAAUCUGGAACAACCCCAACACCAUACAGUGGGUCCAGGAGGUCGAAAGAGAUGUUCAGCAACAAAUCGAAAAGUCAUAAAUCCCAAGUUUCAGCUUGGGGUUGACCCAACUGGACAUGAAUGUAAUGGCGUCAAGUAUUGGUAAUAUGGAAAGGCACAACACACUGAAUACGGAUAACAUCGUCCAUGAUGGAACACAGGUGAAUCGUGGAGAUAAUACACCAGCUAGAAUGCACGCAGCUACAACUGACAAUCGCGAUGCCCCGGCAGAAAAUAAUGCACCCAACAGUGGUGACAUAUUCCAUACUCCAACAGAGCAACUACUUGGUAUUCCUGAUAGUGGGACCAAAAAUAUGUGUGUGCCUCCAUUUGGCGCACCCAUGAGGAGGGGACGACCACCCAUAAAUGAGCCCACCAAUGUUGACGGGGAGAUGGCAAUGGUCAACGGAGUAUGUUAGCCAGAUUAUGGGAAUGCCAUAUGAAGAAAUUCCACAGCCCUUUGUUAUACAACAAUGGAUUGCACAGAGUAUCAACAAUGACAUGUAUGAGGUGUUAUUCAGCUACAAAGAGAGGGUGGCACGACUCGGGGACUUUGCCUCUUUACUGAUGGACACCCUAGUUUCUGCUGGAAUUAUUGACACAUGGGCCUGCAUUCUGAAUUGCCGUGAGGCAAUGAACACGACGGGACGCCCAAAAAGAGUAUUUGCAUCCACAACAACAACGCACCGAACUGUUGUUGACCCCCACAAAUCAAGGAACCAAAGGUACAUAUGGUUCACGAAAAGGUUGAAGGAUGAUUUCACGCUAUCCCCGUACCAAAAGUGGUCUGAUGUAGACAUGGUCAUAUUUUCGAUACUCCAAAGCGGGCACUGCUACAUAAUCAGCGUGGACAUGGUAAAGAUGAAAACUGAAAUCAUUGAUAACUCAUCUGUACGCAUGCCAAAUGAGAAAAAGUACUUGAAGAUCCCAGAGGACUUGAUAGACCUAGUAGCCACAUUCAUAGACGACGAAGUCUCAAUUAUAAAGGGUGCUGACAUCGGAAGAAUCAUCCCAACCAGAAUGCAAAUGCCAUGGAGAGACACAAAAAACACAAUCGACUGCGGUAUUUACGCCAUGCGGCACAUGGAAACAUUUGUGGGCCAGACUUACUCAACAUGGAAGUGUGGACUGAAAAAAGGGGAUCUUUCAUAUAUACGCAACCUGAGAAUGAUAUACAUGCGCGAAAUCCUAAUGUCAGAGUUCAACAACCACCGAGCUGAAAACAUCAAACGUGCAAUUGAUUUCCAAAAUGGACUAUUCCGCAACUAUGUGACGCACCACAACUGACAUGAGGUGGUACAAUGCGCAACGGUGGACAGUGAUUUAUUUUUUUGGAUUAGAUUAAGAAUAUGAGCGAACUAGAACCAGCCAAUUUAUUACGAAAUAGUUAAUUCUGUUGACUUUGUUAUGGGUUUUUUGAGCACACUGAAUGUAGUGGUGCACAUGUUACUUCAUAUCUGUAUUUUUGAAACAGCUUAUA
This is a messenger RNA of Ipomoea nil (Japanese morning glory), 2932 nucleotides long. RefSeq lists its product as uncharacterized. NCBI's taxonomy places the organism in Eukaryota, Viridiplantae, Streptophyta, Magnoliopsida, Solanales, Convolvulaceae. The transcript is spliced from 10 exons. Bases 114 to 1493 code for a protein of 459 amino acids. The record is from RefSeq and is a predicted model, not a curated record.